This is a messenger RNA of Endocarpon pusillum Z07020, 1149 nucleotides long. RefSeq lists its product as uncharacterized. The record is from RefSeq and is a predicted model, not a curated record. The transcript has a single exon. The coding region runs from base 1 to 1149 and encodes 382 amino acids. Lineage: Eukaryota; Fungi; Ascomycota; Eurotiomycetes; Verrucariales; Verrucariaceae.
AUGGUUUUUGCAUUUGUUCGGCGUUUUGGUCAAAACGUUGCUGAAGCGUCAAUUGACAAUCUUCUCCGUUGCUCGCACUUCAUCGUCGACAAGUUGCAUGUAGACACUGAUAAUCGCCUCGCUGUCGGACAGGUUCAGGCUGAAGCCACUCUUACCAAAGAUGGACCACCAGAAGACGAAUCCCCACCAGCCUAUGAAGAGUUCUUCGAGAGUCCCUGUUUCAUCAGUACACAGUACAAAGAUGACCGCGCAGUCGUGAGGCAGGACAACAUUGCGUCCCAUGCCGGCACAGCGGCUCACGCCAAGAAUUGCGAGUGCAAAGGUUGCCGUGAUAGAAGACGUCCCUUCCACAAAGGUGGGACAGGUCGACGGCAUGGCUACCGCGGAUCGCCUAUAUCAACAAGAACGGCUGCCACUGACCUGGCCGCCUGGAGGCAAUCCUUGCCCCAGCCAGAUCUUCAAAGCCAACAAUCUACCACGAACUCUCCAAUUAGUAGGAUGCCUCAGGAAGCAUUGUCACAACCAUCGAGGCUACGUGGUGGUGACUUCCAGAUCCUGGAACCGGUUUCUAACCGUUUUGCCGCGCUUCACGUUGAGAGAACCAAGGACGAGGAGGAAUACCAGCAAAGUGCAGAUAAGCACAAUGAUCACGACUCGAACAACGGCUCGAGCACUUACUCCGCCCAACCAGCCGACGAGACCUCGAUUCUUCAUCAACCAGAGCAAUUCUCGAUCACCGAUACGCUAUGGCACCAGAUGGCCGCAUUCGACAAUUGGUCAGAUACCAACGUCGACGACAGCGACCUUGCAGGCGAAGGUUCUGACGAUAGGGCCAUUGCUUCCACAGCUAUGUCUGCCGGACUCUCCAUCAAGACCAACCUAUCCGUCACCAGCAGUGACUCCGAAGACGGCCGCGUCUGCACAUUGUGGAAGCCCAAAAAGAAAAACUUUGUUCCUAUUACCACACUACUCCCAGGCCCGCGAACAGCCGGGGGCGCGUCCGAAGAAAUGCCAUGGGAGGAAGACGACUGGCAGGAACGGGAGCUUCUUGGGGUGAGGCUGUUGAGUUGGACCAAGACAAGGCUUCUGCUUAGGUAUACGCAAGGGGAUGACGAGGUUGAAUAUUUUGUAAAUAGCGAGGUGCUGUGA